CUUCGGCGGAUCCUCCGGGUUUCCUUGGACUCACGGCGACUGGGAGACUGUGCGGUGUCCGCCUGCCGGGUCCUUAAGGAGUAACUCCCAUCCCUGUGGCCGAGCCGUGAGUGCGGACUCUCCUCUGCUUCGGGCCCGGUGUGACGGGGUACCCGGAACCCAGCGGUCCCCUGGAGAGGAGAAGGAGCCAGAAUUGAUAAAAUCGUGAUGUGAGUUGAGGGAAGAUGGCAAUGGGAAGACUCUUAGGAGACUCUUACAGUAGGCAGAGGAGCGCUGCGGAAUACCUGAAGUUGUGACUGUGGGUGAAGGAAGAUGCUGUGCCUCCACCUUGGAGAGAUUUGGGGUUAUCGCAGGCGGACUCUGCUGCCGAGGGAAGAUGGAAACGCGGGAGCAGACGAGACUGAAGGAUUUUCAGCGAGCUCAAGAGAUGGCUGCCCAGUGCGUCACAAAGGUGGAGCUGAAUAUUUCCUGUGACAAUCUUCUGGAUAAAGACAUAGGAUCAAAGUCAGACCCUCUAUGUGUGCUAUUUUUGAAUACGAGUGGUCAACAGUGGUAUGAGGUUGAGCGCACAGAAAGGAUUAAGAAUUGCUUGAACCCCAAAUUCUCUAAGACAUUUAUUAUUGAUUACUACUUUGAAGUGGUUCAGAAAUUGAAAUUUGGGAUUUAUGACAUCGACAACAAAACUGUCGAGCUGAGCGAUGAUGACUUCUUGGGAGAAUGUGAAUGUACCCUUGGACAAAUUGUUUCCAGUAAGAAGCUAACGCGACCACUGGUGCUUAAAAAUGGCAGACCUGCAGGAAAAGGGAGCAUUACGAUUUCAGCUGAAGAAAUAAAGGAUAACAGAAUUGUCUUGUUUGAAAUGGAAGCAAGAAAACUGGAUAAUAAGGAUCUAUUUGGGAAGUCAGAUCCUUACCUAGAAUUCCACAAGCAGACAUCUGAUGGAAAUUGGCUAAUGGUUCAUCGAACAGAGGUUGUUAAAAACAACUUGAAUCCUGUUUGGAGGCCUUUUAAGAUCUCUCUUAACUCUCUGUGCUAUGGAGAUAUGGAUAAAACUAUUAAGGUAGAGUGUUAUGAUUAUGAUAACGAUGGGUCGCAUGAUCUCAUUGGAACCUUUCAAACCACAAUGACAAAACUGAAAGAAGCCUCCAGAAGCUCACCUGUUGAAUUUGAAUGCAUAAAUGAAAAAAAGAGGCAAAAGAAGAAAAGCUACAAGAAUUCAGGGGUGAUCAGUGUGAAACAGUGUGAGAUUACAGUGGAAUGUACAUUCCUUGACUAUAUCAUGGGAGGCUGCCAGCUGAAUUUUACUGUGGGAGUGGACUUCACUGGCUCCAAUGGUGAUCCGCGUUCUCCCAACUCCCUUCACUACAUCAGCCCCAAUGGUGUGAAUGAGUAUUUGACUGCAAUCUGGUCUGUGGGACUGGUCAUUCAGGACUACGAUGCUGAUAAGAUGUUUCCAGCUUUUGGCUUUGGAGCGCAGGUCCCACCGCAGUGGCAGGUUUCUCAUGAAUUUCCAAUAAACUUUAAUCCAUCCAAUCCCUACUGUAAUGGAGUCCAAGGCAUUAUAGAGGCAUAUCGGGCCUGCCUUCCUCAGAUAAAACUCUAUGGACCGACUAAUUUUUCUCCAAUCAUAAAUCACGUGGCCAGGUUUGCUGCUGCAGCCGCACAGCAACAGACAGCUUCUCAAUAUUUUGUGCUCUUGAUCAUUACUGAUGGCGUGAUCACAGACCUCGAUGAGACCAGACAGGCGAUUGUUAAUGCUGCCAAGCUGCCUAUGUCCAUCAUCAUUGUCGGCGUUGGAGGCGCGGACUUCGGCGCCAUGGAGUUCCUAGAUGGUGACGGCGGAAGCCUCCGCUCCCCUUCCGGCGAAGUAGCCGUCAGGGAUAUUGUCCAGUUUGUGCCUUUCAGGCAGUUCCAGAACGCUCCAAAAGAAGCACUUGCUCAGAGUGUCUUGGCGGAGGUCCCCCAGCAGGUGGUGGGCUACUUCAACACAUACAAACUCCUUCCUCCCAAGAACCCGGCUAUGAAAUGAGAGGAGCUCUGGUCGUCUGAGCAGAAUUCUUUUGUGCUGUGUGGAGCAACAGAUUUCUCUCCAUCUCAAAUCGUGAAUCUGUCAUUUUACACCCUUCUCACAAACUCUAUGAUUUACAAUGCAAACCUAGCUCUCUCUGGAGUAUGUCUAUUUAAAGCAUCCUUUUUAUACUUUUUUUGGAGGAAAGCGCUAACUUAGGCUUUGCCCAAUCAACCCAGUGAUUGCCAGUCAUUACAGUAAUUGCGGUGAGGCUGUUUGGAUUAGGAGCCGGUGUGAGAAAAGUACACGUUCUUGUGGUUGUUUACUUUCAUAUGAUGAAAAUGCUGUUUUUGAAUGUUUGUCAAUAGAAAGAAUGGGAAAUUGUUGGAAUGAUGCAAUUUACAGGUUGCUGUGCUUUGCUCUAGGCAAUAUAUGUAUUAUAAGCUGAUGUCCACACCAGAUGACCAGAGUUUCUUAAAUUAGAUGAUAAUGAAUUUGUAUCUAGAACUAUAUUUUAUGCUUUUCCAUGGGAUAAAACUACCUUCACUUGUGCUUGAGUUUUGCUGCAACUUAGACAUGCACAGUUCAAAACAGAAUGCAUCCUCAUAAGACUUCAUAAAAAGUCCCAAAUUAGAAAGGAAGACACAUACAUAUUCAGUUCUUAAAGCUGUAAAAUCAACAAGUAGAAGGAACUUCCUGUAAGCCAUUUUAUUGGCCUUCCUGGAUCUUUCAUUUUCACUAUUUAAUAUUGUAAACGUGGUCAGAUUUGACCUUUUCAUUGAUUGUAUGUGACACUCGGGAUUCUGUAUGUGCAUUAAUGAUAGCUUGUCCUAGACUCAGCAUUAUUAGAUGAUUUCAACUGGAGUUUGUUAAAAUGGGUAGGACUGGGUUUGUCCAGGAAAAGCUAUAAGGACCAAACAUAUAAGGGGAAAUUCGGAAUUCCACUUUCUGUUAGUUAAUGAAAGACAUUACUUAUUAAAAAAGGCAAGCUUUAUAUUUUCCUUUAUAUCUUCCAAGGUCACAUACAUUGAUUUCUACAUUUAUAUAGAUUCAUUUAGAUAUUUUCUCCUUUUUUUGUUAAAGUGAUUUUUUACUCUGAUUUUUUAAAACUCAUGAUAAUGGUUAUUAAUCAAAAUCCUAUUUUACAUUUUAAUAACAUGCUGCUUCCUAAGCCCAGAAUGUAUGGUAUUAAGCAAAAACCUACUAUAACUUAAAAAAAAAAAAUCCAACUGCUGCAUAGGAUAGAAUGGACAUUCCAUGCUUUUUUUUUUUUAGUAUAUUUUCUUUUCCUGAUGUUUACCCUUUGGAAUAUAAUCCUGAGCAAACAUUACCUUUUCAGAAUAGAUUAAGGUUUUACUGAGGACCUGUGUGCCAGGCACUACGCAUGUCUGUGUGCUGGCCGGUCAUGAGGUAACAUCUGGUUAUUGAGGACUGCAUGUCGGUCACGGAUCCGUAUGGGAUGCGCCUUGUGCUGGGCUGACGUGCCUUCCAGGCUUACUGAAAAUGUGCCACCGCGCGAGUCUUUUGUCCCCUGAAAUAUUUGAAGGAAGUGAGCCCUUAGCCAUGAACAGCUUUUGGCUUCUCGGAAGCCGCUCGUUGCCCAGGUCAGGCUGAGAGGGGCUCUGCUGACCAUCGUGGGUACCCGCCCCUGGCGAGCAGAGAGGGCGUCUGCUGGCUGCCGUAGGUGCCCGCCCCCGGGGAACAGAGAGGGCAUCUGCUGGCUGCCGUGGGUGCCCGCCCCCGGCGAGCGAUGAACACUUUCCACUCAGCUAGCUGGCCUCUGGAUGUGCAUUGUUAACCUGAAGGUACUUACUAACUAGUCGUCUCUUACCCUAUAGUAUGACUCAUGAGAUGACAAGUCAUCUUGACGUCUGUCAGGAGAGGAAUGAACUGCUGAUUCUCCCAGGAGUUUGCAGCCUCUGUGUCUAAGAUGCCCUGCUUUGAGUUCUCUUUGGUGCUGGGGAACAGCAUAUAUAUUUUGCUCUGGUUUUCAGAAUUUUCUUUUGUAAACAUACGCGGCCUUUAAAAGAAACGAUUUGCAUGUGAUCUUGGUAUACUGCAAGACAGAAGUAGAGGUUCUCGUGUGAAGCUGAGGUCCAGGGGUCACCGGGUCCCCUCCUCAGUCUCCUGAGCCCCAUCCUGGCGGCACCGGGGCCGCCUGCACAGGGCACCUGGGGACUGCUGGUCACAAGCAUUCGUCGCUUUCAUCGGCCAAACCAGUGUCCUGUCACCGCUAUCCCUGAUUUGGUCCUCAUAAUUUUAUAUUCUGAUUUUAACCAGAAUUGUUCCCUUUUGAAAAUUAUUUUUAUAUUAUGCAUUCUUGAUUUGGUUCAUCAGUAAGUGCUAUUAUUCAUAAGACCUGUGAUUCCAGUAGAUUAGGGGAAUUGAUACCUUUUUGCAGUUUUGAAUAAAAGCGUUGAUAAUUUCUAAAUUAUCGUUUAUAAAAUUCUUAUAGCUUCAACAUUUUGCAUCAUCACAGGCUGAUUUAGUAUUGUUUUAUAUUAAAAUAGUCCUUUUCCCUUUAGUGCUACCAUUCAUUCCAGUGCCAUUAGUCCUUAAAAUGCAUUUAAAGAAAAAAUAGCCAAGUUGACUGUUACACCUCAUACAAACAGAUACAUUACAAACAUAUACGAGGGUGACAUUGCCUUGGAUGGACGUAAUAUUUCUCACAUCUGCCUGUACUGAGAGAAUAGCAAUUAGCAUGGUCAUGUCAGCUUGUGCUUGAAAUUGAAAACUUUAAGAUCGGAAACAUUUAAAGUCAGAUCAGGGAUUUACAGCUCUCUACUUUGGUAGUGCCUUAGGCAGCCUUUCCAGAGUAAAUUCAGGGCCCCCUUGUUGCCUAUGCCUUAUUUAACAUACUUUGCCUUAUUAAUUGUGUAAAUUUUCUGGAAAAUCAUCUUCAAUAAAAUUUCUCCUAGUCUCUUUAUAUGUGUGGUUGGUAGUCAUGGAAGUGACACAUAUGGUAAACCAGAAGCUUGGUUGAGAUUUCGAGAGACUAUUUUGUGGUUUUAUGUCAUAUUUGAUAAUAAGUGUGUAAGUUACUAAUAUAUGAAUUGAUGUUAAGUAUAUCUUCCAUUUGGAUAAAGUCAUUUCUUGAUGUGUUACAGUAGUACCUUGUUUUUAUUUUUGUUCUUUCUUCAAAUGAUAUUGGUCAAAAAGUUAGAAAUAAAGUUAGUGCUUUAAUCA
Messenger RNA from Bubalus bubalis (water buffalo), 5194 nucleotides. RefSeq names its product copine 3 (gene CPNE3). The record is from RefSeq and is a predicted model, not a curated record. Gene Ontology annotation, cellular component: plasma membrane. Lineage: Eukaryota; Metazoa; Chordata; Mammalia; Artiodactyla; Bovidae. The transcript has 17 exons. Gene Ontology annotation, biological process: ERBB2 signaling pathway; cellular response to calcium ion. Gene Ontology annotation, molecular function: receptor tyrosine kinase binding; calcium-dependent phospholipid binding. The coding region runs from base 377 to 2029 and encodes 550 amino acids.